CAGACUUCUCAUGUAGACAGCUGCGACGGUUCUCUUUCAACACAACACAAGCAGUCUGCAGCCUGGUUUGACAUGGAGUGCCCGCUUCUGCUGUGUCUUGCUGCCCUGCUCUUUAUGAGUGAGGUGGCAACAGGACAAACCACAGAAACAAUGGAUGUACAAUCAUCACAACCAGGUCUUGACAUUCCUGGUCAUUUCUAUCCAUUCUGGGAUGUAACAGAAGUUGACCUUUUUGCUAAUAAUGGAGGUUCAUCUCAGAUAACACUUCAACAGGCAUUCCCUUUCUUUGGAUCCUACAAGUCCACAAUAUAUGUGAAUAAGAACGGUGUACUAAGUUUCUCUGAGCCACUCACUGAGUCCAGUCCUGAUCUGAAUAUGGGCACUGACAUCAUUGCUCCACUCUGGACUGACUUUGAAGCAAACUACCAUGACAGAGUCAUCUAUAAAGAAGUCACCAGCGGUCCUCUUCUGUUCCAAGCAACACAAGACAUUAAUACUAUGUUCCCAGGAAAAGAUUUUUAUGCUACAUGGCUCUUUAUAGCCACAUGGCAAACUAUGUCGUUUAUCAACAACACAGGGAGCGCAACAUUCCAAGCAGUUUUGGUCUCUAAUGGUACAGAUGCCUCUUAUGUCAUGCUGAACUAUGGAGAAAUUGAUUCCACUGAUCAGUACUGGCUGGCUGGCUAUAAGGCAGUGGAUGAUAUCUCUAAUAUAAUUCAAGAAGACAUCUUUACCCUCUCUUCAUCUACUAACGUCCAGAUUCCCGGUCGCUGGGCUUUCCAAGUCAUUGAUCCAGCCUUAUCAUACUGUCAGAAGCAGAACUGUUCUUGGGAUGAAGUAUGUAAAAAGAUAAAUGGAGCUUAUGGGUGUGGCUGUGGGGAGAACAAUACAAUGCUGAACACAGACACUUACGACGCCAUUGAAACCUGCUCAGGCAGUUCUGGAUCACUGUCUCUGUCUCGCUGUCAGCUCUUUGAAGCUGGAUAUUCUGCAAAUGUUCUCCACCUGAAUGACCGAGGCUGCAAAGGGGAGAUCCAAAAUAACAGGCUGGUCUUCAAAUUUGACAGUGAUGCUAACAUGUGUGGCACAACUCUGGAGCAUAAUGAAACACACAUCAUCUUUAAGAACAAUGCUGGGACGACUGAUGGGAUGGGUGUGAUCAGUCAUGUUAGCGGGCUUAACAUCGCCUUUUCUUGUGUGUAUCCACUCAUCCAGAGCAUCUCCAUGCCCAUGGCUUUCCAAAUCUCAGGAAGUAUUAUCAGCAAGGAACUAUCUACCGAGGGCUCGUACCAGAUCCAUAUGAUCCCAUAUCCUGAUUCUCAAUUCCUGGUUCCAUACUCUGGCAGUGUGACCCUAGAAAUGAACCAACAGGUCUAUAUAGCUGUGCAAGUGGAUCAGUUUGACAGCAAACAUAUCGGCCUUGUGCUGGACAAUUGCUGGGCCACACCUGUCAGUCAAAUGAACUAUUCUGUCCGCUGGGACCUGAUCAUUAGGGAGUGUCCGAACCCUGCUGAUGGCACAGUGGCGGUGUUGCAGAACGGCAUCUCCACGUCCAGCCGCUUCUCCUUCAGGAUGUUCACAUUCACUGGUUUCUCUAGCAAAAUCUACCUGCACUGCCAGGUCCACCUCUGUCUGCAGGGGUCAGGCAACUGUGCACAGUCAUGCAAUGGAAGACUUUCCAGAAAACGCCGAUCUGUAGAUUUCUAUGACUCAGCUGCUAUUACCAUGCAAUUUUGAAAUGAUUGACUGUAACUUACAGGUGAUGUAACAAGGCUCUUAUUUCCUAUUUCUCUUUGCUCUAUGUUUAAUCAAGGUUUUGAAUAUUACAAUAACCAUGGCAAGUAAUAUCAAAAUUAAGUUAUAAUUUUAGGUGUUUGUAGUUACACAUUUUAUCUAGUCAUCUGUACUGCUGUACUCGUUGUUCUGUCUAAUCAAUAAAAAUAAAUC
Messenger RNA from Hemibagrus wyckioides, 1947 nucleotides. RefSeq names its product alpha-tectorin-like. Gene Ontology annotation, biological process: cell-matrix adhesion. The transcript is spliced from 13 exons. Lineage: Eukaryota; Metazoa; Chordata; Actinopteri; Siluriformes; Bagridae. The record is from RefSeq and is a predicted model, not a curated record. Bases 73 to 1737 code for a protein of 554 amino acids.